Messenger RNA from Misgurnus anguillicaudatus (oriental weatherfish), 4966 nucleotides. It is a transcript of the gene cntnap5b, whose product is annotated as contactin associated protein family member 5b. The record is from RefSeq and is a predicted model, not a curated record. Lineage: Eukaryota; Metazoa; Chordata; Actinopteri; Cypriniformes; Cobitidae.
UCACAGCGCGCAACCUCCUCACGGCGCGACUGUUGGCUCACGCGUAAUAACUCGCCAAACGCGAACGUCUCUUUCUGAACGUCUCUUCAGUUGCAUCUGUACGCUUCGGAAUACGCACGCAAAAACAUUAGGAGGGAAGAAAAGUUAGUACGGACAUAAUCUGCUGGGAAGAGGCUGAUGAAACUAUGGGGGGAGUGUCUCACUCGUUCCAUCUUUGGAAACACUAGCACGGGCUUAGACAGCCGCUGGACCCGAACCGCUUCUGGAACUAUUUUACGCUGGCUGGGAAUAUAGUACAGCUUUACUGCGCUUUGGCGAGAUGAUGAUGAUGAUGAGGAUGAUGAUAGACGUCCUGAGACUUCAAGCGCUCGCGCUCCUGUGCGCGUUACCAACCACACUGGCAGCCAAUAACUAUCACUGCAACGGGCCGCUCGUCUCGCCUCUUCCCCCCACAUCGUUCCAGAGCUCAACGUCCUCCUCUGACAGCCAGUCGCCGUAUUUAGCCAAGCUUAACAGAAAAGACGGAGGAGGUGGCUGGGGUCCAGAACGGACAGACAGACAACGAUGGCUACAGGUGGAUCUGCGGGAAAGGGUCGAGGUCACAGCUGUGGCGACCCAAGGUCGUUUCGGAAGCCCUGAUUGGGUGACGAGCUACAUGCUGCUUUACAGCGACACGGGAAGAGCUUGGAAGCAGUUCAGACAAGAGGACAAUGUAGGGACGUUCCCAGGAAACACAAAUUCAGAUGGGAUUGUUCACCAUAAGCUCUCGCACUCCAUCAGAACACGGUUCCUACGGUUCGUGCCGUUGGACUGGAGUCCCGGGGGAUGGAUAGGCCUCAGAAUCGAGGUCUACGGUUGUGCAUACAAGUCAGACGUUGCCGACUUCAAUGGUAGGAGCUCUCUGCUGUACCGCUUCAAUCAGAAGUCCACCAGCACGGUAAAAGAUGUAAUCUCACUGCGGUUCAAGAGUCAGCGUGCGGAUGGGGUUCUUGUUCAUGGCGAAGGGCAACGGGGCGAUUACAUCACACUGGAGCUACAUAAGGGCAGACUGGCCUUACACAUUAAUCUGGACGAUGCUAAGACGCACGCUAGCAGUGGCCAUGUUUCUGUGUUUCUGGGUAGCCUACUGGACGACCAUCACUGGCACACCGUUUUGAUCGAGCGAUUUAACAAACAGAUUAACUUCACAGUAGACAAACUAACCAGACGAGUAAGGACGGGUGGUCUCGACGAUUCGCUGGAGGUCGAUUACGAGCUCAGCUUCGGAGGCAUCCCUCUACCUGGAAAGCCAGGCACAUUUUUACGGAAGAACUUCCAUGGAUGUAUGGAAAACCUUUAUUACAAUGGAGUCAACAUCAUUGACUUGGCCAAACGACGCAAACCUCAAAUCUACAGUGUGGGAAAUGUGACCUUUACCUGCUCAGAGCCACAGCUGGUUUCCGCCACCUUCCUGAGCUCCAGCAGCAGUUUCCUGUCACUUCCCGUGGACGGUGUGACGGACGGCACUGCGGAAGAGUUGUCGGUGACGUUCCAGUUCCGGACGUGGAACAGGGAGGGAAUGUUACUGUCGACCUGGUUAAGGAGAGAAACGGAGAGGCUCUUGCUGAUUCUUGUUAAUGGGCAACUGAGACUUACGCACCACAGAUCGGCACUGCAAAGCUCGGACAUAGUCAUCGGUCAGGCUCUGAGUGACGGCCAAUGGCACGCGGUGUCCAUUAGCGUGGGUGGACUGCAGGUGUCUCUCUCUGUGGACGAUGAGGCGACGUCCACCAUGCAGCUGAAAGAGAGCGCGCAGCCCGGGAAGAGCGUGUUAAUUGGAGGUUGCCCACCAACGUUAACCAAUCAGGGAUGUCGGAAUCCAACAGUGACCUAUCAAGGCUGCAUACGCUCCAUUAUCGUGAACAACCAUCCUAUCAACUUGUACCUGGUACAGCAAGGCCUGCUUGGAAACUACAGCAAGAUCCAGUUUGACAUCUGCGGCAUUCGCGACCGAUGUCUUCCCAGCUACUGCGAACAUGACGGGGAAUGCUCUCAGUCCUGGAACACGUUCUUCUGCGACUGCUCGGGAACCGGGUACACGGGAGCCACCUGUCAUAACUCCAUCUUUGAACCCUCCUGUGAGGCCCACAGGCUUACAGGAAGUGCCUCGGGCUUCUUCUCCAUCGAUCCUGAUGGAAGUGGACCGCUUAAAUCCACCGUCGUUUACUGCAACAUAACCGAUGACAAGGUUUGGACCGUAGUUAAGCACAACAGCACAGAGAUGGUACGAGUUCAAGGGUCGUCCCCCCAGAAGCCUCACGUGAGGACGCUAAACUACAGCGCGACUCUGGAGCAGCUCCGCACGCUCGUGGCCAGGUCUGAACAGUGCCAACAGGAAGUGAUGUAUCUGUGUAGGAAGUCCCGCCUCUUCAACACAUGGGAUGGGACGCCCUUGUCCUGGUGGCUGGAUCGGGCAGGCGAGAGAAGGACGUACUGGGGUGGAUUUCUCCCCGGGGUCCAGCAAUGCGCCUGCAGUCUGGAUGAGAACUGCAUCGACAUGAACCAUUUCUGCAACUGCGACGCUGACCGUAGCUCAUGGGAAAAUGACACAGGAGUUCUGUCCUACAAAGAACACUUACCAGUGACCGAGAUCUUGGUGGGCGACACAAAUCGUACGGGGUCAGAAGCGAUCUACAGGGUGGGAUCUCUCCAAUGCUACGGUGAUAGGUUCCUGUGGAAUUCUGCCUCCUUCUACCAGGAGUCCUCAUACCUGCACUUCCCGACGCUCCAGGCCGAGCUGAGUGCCGACAUCUCGCUCUAUUUCAAAACCACGGCUCCUUCAGGAGUCCUCCUGGAGAACCUGGGAGCGAAAGACUUCAUCAGACUGGAGCUCAGUGCGCCCUCUGUGGUGACCUUCACGUUUGACGUCGGAAACGGUCCUGUGGUCUUGACGGUAAAGUCUCACGUGCCGUUGAACGACAAGCAGUGGCAUUACGUUCGAGCGGAGAGGAACGUGAAGGAGGCGUCGCUGCAGGUAGACCAGCUGCCCUUGCGCUUCCUGGAAGCCCCUUUUGAAGGCCACACCCACCUUCAGCUCAACAGCCAGCUGUUUAUUGGAGGCACGUCCUCAAGACAAAGAGGGUUUCUGGGAUGUAUAAGGUCAUUAAACAUCAAUGGGAUGACCCUUGACCUCGAGGAACGGGCUAAAAUGACUCCAGGCGUCAGUUCAGGCUGCCCGGGACACUGCAGCAGCCAAAACAGCUUGUGUCACAACAGGGGAAAGUGUAUAGAGAAAAGCAGCGGCUACGUUUGUGACUGCACACAUUCGGCCUACGGAGGACCCAACUGCAAGAAAGAAGUUUCCGUGUCCUUUGAAAGCGGCUCGUCUGUGACCUACACCUUCCAGGAGCCUUUCUCUGUGAUGCGCAACCACAGUCGGCAGUCCUCUGCAAUCUACGCCCAGAACAGCAACUCGCGUGAGAGCGUCGCCUUCAGUUUCCUCACGACUCAGACGCCCGCCAUGCUUCUGACCGUCAACACCUACCAUCAGCAGUACAUGGCUGUUAUUCUGGCACACAAUGGGAGUUUGCAGAUCUGGUAUCGGCUGAACAGGGAGAAAGAGCCGGACGUCUUCACGCCGGCGUCUGUUAACCUGGCCAACGGACAGCUCCAUCGAGUGCAGAUCCAUAGAGAGGGAAAGGACAUGUAUGUUCAGAUUGAUAGAGAUACCAGUGUAAAAUACAGCCUGUCAACGGACAAAGAGUUGGUCACGAUAAGAUCUUUGACAUUGGGGAAAGUCACAGGCAGAGCUGGUCUAGAUGAGGAAGUGCUUCAAGCCGGAUCGAGAGGUUUCAUUGGCUGUCUUUCAUCGGUUCAAUUUAAUCAUUUGGCACCCCUCAAGGCAGCCAUUCUGAAUCGAGGAAGCUCAUUAGUCAGCGUCCUCGGUAAUCUGGUCGAGUCGAACUGUGGCGAGCUGGCGGAUAAAUCUUCAUCCAGAUCUUUAUCAGAUCAUGCAGACACUGGAAAAAAUCUUCCAAACGCCGGACAAAAUGACUCGGCUGUAAUCGGAGGUUUGAUAGCAGCAGUAGUUCUCAUUACCCUCUGCGGUGUGGCCGUGAUGACCCGCUUCCUCUACCGCCAUCGACACGACCGUACCCGGCAGAUGGCUACGGUCAAGGAGAAAGAUCACCAACCCAGGCCAGAACACAGGUACCGGGCCGAGCUGGAUUUACACAGCGCCAUGAGAGACAGCAGGAAAGAGUAUUUCAUCUGACCUGUGACAUCAAACUUCACUUGAGUCGCUCUGACCCUGCCUGUGACGCCAACUCUGCGGACAGCAAGUGGGAAUCGACUGAGCCAAGUGGACACAGCCAGUGCCCUUCACCUUCCCAACCACUCUCAUAGCAUCCAGGAUUCAGGGAAUAGAUAUUACUAUUACAGAUAUUAGUGCCCUUAAUAGGCUCCCAGGCAGGGCGGGUGGUCAGAAUGGGUCAGAAUUGAGGCACGGGAAUGUUGGUACUGAAACUAAUACACCCCCUGUGCCACAGAGGCAAAGACCGGAUAACAUUUCUGCAUAAAAACGAUGACGGAUAUCUACGACUGCAACGUAAAAACCGAGCAAGCGGGAUUAUGAUGGAAAUAAACGGAUUGGCUUUGUCCUCAACGGAGUCUUAGUCGGCACCUUCCCGAGAGUUAAAAGAUCAGGUGGCUUCAAAGCUCUGGAGCUUUACACAAACAUGGCCUUCAGCCCUCGGCGGACGAUGGAGAAUCAAACGUUUGGAGCGACUCUCUUUUGCUUCUAGGGCUAAUUAUUUAACCACACAACAAAGAGAUUACGGAGGCGCGGACAUGCGAGUCACUCUGGCAGACAAACAAACGCUCGGUAUGCGGGCCGUGAAAAUCCACCCGGCUUUGGUGUUUUAUUAAUCCUACACGAAGUGCGAACUCGAUGUACUGAUGCAAAUAAAGAGGGUGAUGUUACCAGUGA